GUGGACCUUUCACAACUUUACUCGCAGGCUUUUGGCAUCGCGGUUUGCUUCCCAAUCACCCUCCUUGGGGCCUCAAAAAUAGAGGUCGUCGUUGCGGAGCACUUCGACUGGUUCCUCUCUUGAUAAAUUCGAGAACAUGGCGUCCCACGCCGACAGCGCGCACGACCUGCUCGACCUUGACAUCCACACGUUGAGGCUUUUCGUUGAGCUUUUUCCGGAGGACGGGCUUUCAAAGGUUAUAACGGGCUACUUGAGCAGUGGCGUAUCCAAGUACCCGCUCUCGGACGAAGUUCCAGAUCUCAGCGAAGGCGGAGUUGCCUUGACACCUCAUGCCGUUCAAGAUGCGCCUCGCUCGCAGCAAGACUGCUUACUAUUGAUGACAGAAGGCUUGGAGGAGGCGAAGAAAUCCCCAUUAGCUCACUGCCUUCUAGCCGACUAUUGGCUCUCACUGGAGGAGUACGAGAGCGCCGUAGAGCUUAGCAGACAAGGAUUAAAGCUUGCAGCAACAGAAGCGAGAAAGUCUGGUCUUCCCUUGAAAGGGAUCCAAGAUGCACUAAACAGCACUUUGGCCACCGCCUUGGUGUAUUACCAGACUCCCAGGCAUCAUGCGGAAGCCAAAGAGAUUUUCCAGUCCAUCUUGAAACGGAAGCCCCAGUUUACCCCAGCGCUCAUUGGGAUAGGGCUCAUCCUGGAGGAAGAGGAGGAAUAUGCGCAAGCAGUCGACUUCUUGGAGAAAGCCUUGAAACAGGAUCCGGAGAAUGGACGCAUCGGCGCUGAAUCCGCGUGGUGCCAGGGGCUCAACGGGAACUACAAGACGGCAUUGGACCGAUUGCAGGAAUACCUUGAAUAUCCCCAGAUGGAUGCUUCCAAACCACGAGGGAGAGAGUUACGCGCUCAGACAUUGUACCGCAUUGGUGUAUGCAUUUGGGAACUAGACGCAUCGAAAGCCGCACGUAAGAACCGGCAGGGUGCGUAUGCUAAAUUUCUCGCUGCGAUCAAGGCAGAUCCCAACUUUGCCCCUGCAUACACGAAGCUGGGUAUUUUCUACGAGGACUAUAACCACGACCGCAAGAGAGCACGACAAUGCUUCCAGAAAGCUUUUGAGCUGUCUCCUUCCGAGCUGCUUGCCGCCGAACGCCUAGCUCGAUACUUCGCCGACCAAGGCGAAUGGGACAUCGUCGAGGUGAUCGCCCAACGAGUGGUCGAUUCAGGAAAAGCUCGUGCUGCCCCAGGGUCCACGAAACAGGGUGCCAGUUGGCCAUUCUCCGCCCUUGGUGUGGUGAACAUGAAUAAGCUGAACUUCCAGCAAAGUAUCGUCAUGUUUCUCUCAGCACUCCGAAUCAGUCCGGAUGAUUAUCAUUCUUAUGUCGGUCUUGGUGAAAGCUACCACAACUCCGGACGAUAUAAUUCCGCAGCUCGCGCGUUCAACUACGCUGAAAAUCCUACUGAUGGCGUAGUCAUGAGGAAAGCGGAUGCAGACAGUUGGUUCACCAAGUACAUGUUAGCGAACGUUCAUCGCGAGCUUAGCGAGUUCAACGAGGCCAUUGGCGGCUAUGAGGAGGUCUUGAAACAACGUCCAGGGGAGUUUGGCGUCCUUAUUGCUCUUCUCCAGGCAUUGGUCGAGAAAGCGUGGCGAUGCAUCGACACAGGAUUCUUUGGAGAAGCUGCUAGUACGGCAUGCAAAGCUAUCGAUGUCGCAUCUCAGACCGCCGAUGUCAAGCCUGGUGCCUUCAAUCUGUGGAAGGCCGUCGGAGACGCUGUUGCAGUUUUUACCUGGGUACAAGAGAAGCUGCCCGAGCUCCCACAACAGAAAGUCAAAGAUCUUUUGAGCAGGCCCUCUGAGGGGGUCACUCCGAUUGAUUACGACAGCCACAAUGAUCUGGACGGCGUCGGCUCCGAUAAGUUGGCCACGUUGGUGUCUUCGACUGAGGGAGUGAGAGGGUUGCUGCCAAAAGCUCUGUAUGCUUCCAUAUUGGCCCAAAAGCGGGCCAUAGUGUCAUGUGCUGGAGACGUUUACGCCCAAGCUGUGGCCUGGUACAACCUAGGAUGGACUGAGUACCGCACCCACGUAUGCCUCGAGCAGGAGCAGGAGGAUCCUGGCCUAUCUAUACACCUGCGAGCAGCCAUGAAAUGCUUCAAGCGCGCCAUCGAACUUGAAGCUGGAAACUCCGAGUUCUGGAACUCCAUGGGGGUCAUCACAACAACGUUAAAUCCCAAAGUUGCACAGCACAGCUUUGUACGGUCCCUCAGCCUCAACGAGCACAGUGCCCGUACCUGGACCAAUUUGGGCACAUUGUAUCUGCUACAAAACGAUCAAGAACUGGCACAUUUGGCGUUUUCACGGGCUCAGUCCACCGACCCCGAUUACGCUCUAGCAUGGGUGGGCGAAGGUAUCAUCGCUUUGCUCUACGGGGAUUCCAGCGAGGCGCUCUCCCAUUUUACGCACGCUUUUGAACUAGCGGAGUCGUCCACACUGCUUACGAAGCGACAGUACGCGCUGUCUACCUUUGACCAUCUGGCCUCGUCACCAGCAGCGUCCAACAACAUUACCCACUUGGUGCAACCUCUAUUCGCCCUCAAUCAGCUCUGUUUCCAAGCUCCCCACGAUAUGCCUCACAAACAUUUGGCUGCCCUCUUCAUGGAGAGAAUCGGCAGCCACGACGCCGCAAUCAAAGCGCUCACGAGCAUCUGCGAAGCUGCUGAACAGGAUUACGAGACGUCCGAGUCUACGUCAUCUCUGGCACGGUAUGCACAGGCCAAGGCAGACCUGGCACGCAAUUUGCUGGCCACACACGAGUUCCAAGCUGCAGUUGAAGAGGCGGAGACGGCCCUUGAUCUCCUGACUGACUUCGAAGACAUCUCUGUCUUGUCCACAGAUGCAUUAAAUCGUAUACGUCUUUCGGCCCGUCUGACAGCAGGUCUUGCGCAUUUCAAUCGUUCGGACCUGGAAGCAAGUUUGACCUACUUCCGGACCUCUCUGGAAGAAACUGGUUCAGAUCCCGAUAUCAUAUGCCUCCUCGCAGAGGUCCUGUGGGCCAAAGGCGGAACUGACGAGAAGGAGGUUGCAAGAGAGCAGCUAUUUGCCGCAAUAGAAAAGCACGAACGGCAUGUUGGUAUCCUUACUCUACUGGGAGCCAUCGCCGUUCUGGACGCAGAUGCAGAGACGGCUGCUGCUGUGGUAGAUGAUCUGCAGUCCUUGCGCACUGACAAAUCACUCGACGACUCCCAACUACUCCGUGUCGAAAAGGUAUGCGAGGCCAUCGCAUUGCUGUUGGGUGGCGAGCUCGAAGCUACCAAUGAGUUGAAACGCUCCAUAGUCAUGGCACCGUGGAAAUAUGCUGCCUGGCAGGAUCUUUCUGAUGCCACGGGGCACGGCUUCCCGGCUGUAGUCACGCGGGAGACGGCCAGUAGGAGUGUGCCGCCUAAUGGAAAUCUGAGUGCAGAAGGUCUGGCAAGCGCAUUUGCUGGGACUGGCGCGGCGACGGACGCGCAAAGGGCGAUUGUGCUUGCCCCUUGGUCGCCUGAGAGCUGGGGACGGUUGACGGAGCUUGUUGCUAAGAGCUGAGCGGGAACGAGCACUGUAGGUGAAUGGCUUGCUGUUGAGAAUCUGUAUGUUGUAGAGCAUAAUAUCCUAUGUUUGUGUUGCUCGGAAAAGAGCUGCAUUAGUUCCUUCAUGUUCCUACUACUACAGUAGGCGUUUCUGAAAUUGGUCUUUGACCAGUUCAAUGAAUGCAUUAGGG
Messenger RNA from Westerdykella ornata, 3740 nucleotides. Its product is annotated as protein prenylyltransferase. Gene Ontology annotation, cellular component: Ski complex. The transcript has 3 exons. The record is from RefSeq and is a predicted model, not a curated record. Bases 137 to 3565 code for a protein of 1142 amino acids. Gene Ontology annotation, molecular function: protein binding. Lineage: Eukaryota; Fungi; Ascomycota; Dothideomycetes; Pleosporales; Sporormiaceae.